Cladophialophora yegresii CBS 114405 is the source of this 1497-nucleotide messenger RNA. RefSeq names its product L-lactate dehydrogenase (cytochrome). Gene Ontology annotation, molecular function: heme binding; oxidoreductase activity. Lineage: Eukaryota; Fungi; Ascomycota; Eurotiomycetes; Chaetothyriales; Herpotrichiellaceae. The coding region runs from base 1 to 1497 and encodes 498 amino acids. The transcript is spliced from 2 exons. The record is from RefSeq and is a predicted model, not a curated record.
AUGUCGAAGCUCAUAAAUUAUACAGAGGUCCAGAAACACACCUCGAAGGACUCGUGCUGGGUGAUUUUGUACGGCAAUGUCUGGGACGUGACCGACUUCCUCCCCAACCACCCCGGCGGGUCACAGAUAAUUUUGAGACUUGCCGGCAAAGAUGCCACGGACGAGUACGACCCGAUUCACCCGCCAGGGACGCUCGAAGAGAACCUUUCUGGGUCUGCGCGCAUAGGACCGAUCGACCCCAAGAGCCUGCCUGAGCCGGUGAAGCCGGCCAAAGACGUCGGACCGGCACCGGACACGGAGGCCGAGAUCGAGAAGCCGCUUCAGGCGAUGCUGAACCUGGAUGAGAUCGAAGAGGCCGCCACGAAGAAGCUGUCCAAGAAGGGCUGGGCCUACUACUACUCGGCCGCGGACGACUUGGUGAGCAAACACCUGAACAACACGGUUUACAGGCAGAUCCUGCUGCGGCCACGGGUGUUCGUGGACUGCAAGGACUGCGACCUCACGACGUCGUUCCUCGGGCACAAGAUGGAUGUGCCCAUCUUUGUCUCCCCCGCGGCAAUGGCUCGGUUAGCCCACCCGGACGGCGAAUGGGGCAUUGCGCAGGCGUGCAAGUCCUUCGGUACCAUCCAGAUGAUCAGCAACAACGCGAGCAUGACGCCCGAGCAGAUCGUCAAGGACGCCGAGCCGGACCAGGUGUUUGGCUGGCAGCUGUACGUGCAGACGGAGCGCAAGAAGAGCGAAGACAUGCUGGCCCGGAUCAACAAGCUGGAUGCCAUCAAGUUUAUUUGUCUGACGCUGGAUGCGCCCGUGCCGGGAAAAAGAGAGCACGACGAGCGAGGCAAGUUCGUCGUCGAAGAUACCUCGCAGGCGAUCAAGGAUGCUGGUGGCGCCGAGCUGAAAGGUGGUGGCGGGAUUGGCCAGUCGCUGUUCUUUGGGACGGACCCGACACUGACAUGGGUCGAGACGUUGCCCUGGCUGAAGAAACAUACGAAGAAGCCUAUCAUACUCAAGGGUCUGCAGUGUCACGAGGAUGCAUACAUCGCCGCCCAGCAUACGCCCCAGGUCCAGGGUAUUAUUCUCUCGAACCAUGGCGGUAGAGCGGCGGAUACAGCCCCGCCUGCUGUGCACACUCUGCUGGAGAUAAGAAAGUAUUGCCCAGAGGUUUUCGACAAGAUCGAUGUUGUCGUCGACGGUGGGAUCAAGAGAGGCACGGACGUUGUUAAAGCUCUCGCGUUGGGUGCAAAGGCUGUAGGCAUCGGUCGUCCAGCUCUGUUCGGCCUGGGUGCAGGUGGGAUUGCAGGCGUCGAACGAGUAUUCGAAAUCUUGAGAGACGAGACCGCCACUGCGGCGCGGUUACUGGGUGCGGCCCGGGUGACGGAUCUGGGUCCGCUGCACAUCAACACCAGAGCAGUGGAGCGGGAUAUCUAUGACGGGCCUGCAAACCUUCCCGGUCUUGAGGGCGCCAUGAAGGGUCUGUGGGUCAAGGCGAAGCUGUGA